GGGGCGCCCGGCAUGCAGGGCCGGCUUGGGGGGCUCCCCGCCCCCCGUCGGGCUCGGGGCCCGAGCCGUGACGUCACGGCGGCUGGAAGUGCCCGGCGCGGAGGCGCGGGAGGGGGUGUGGAGCGGGGUGGGGGCCCCCCAAGCCGGCGCCUUAUAAAGCGGAGCCCGCGAGGCGCCGAGCCGCAGCGCGCGUCCCCCUCGGCCCCGGCCGGACCCAGGGACGGUGCCCCCCGCCCGCACCCAGGGACGGCGCCCCCGGCGGCCCCGGGGCAUGAGGUGGGGGCGCCAUGUCGGUGCCGCUGCUCAAGAUCGGGGCGGUGCUCAGUACCAUGGCCAUGGUCACCAACUGGAUGUCGCAGACGCUCCCCUCGCUCGUGGGGCUCAACGGCACCGUGUCCCGCGCUGGCACCUCCGAGAGAAUCACCCUCUUCCAGAGCCCAGAGGAAGGCUGGCAGCUGUACACCUCAGCUCAGGCCCCCGACGGGAAAUGCAUCUGUACGGCUGUGAUCCCCGCCCAGGGCACCUGCUCCCGCGAUGGGCGGAGUCGAGAGCUGCGGCAGCUGAUGGACAAGGUGCAGAAUGUCUCGCAGUCCAUGGAGGUCCUUGAGCUGAGGACGUACCGUGACCUGCAGUAUGUGCGCAGCAUGGAGAGCCUCCUGCGCAGCCUGGACGCGAGGCUGCGGGUGGCCGACGGCUCCCUCUCGGCCAAGAGCUUCCAGGAGCUGAAGGACAGGAUGACGGAGCUGUCACCCCUGAGCUCGGUCCUGGAGCAGUACAAGGCCGACACGCGGACCAUCGUGCGCCUGCGCGAGGAAGUGAGGAACCUCUCGGGCAGCCUGGCGGCCAUCCAGGAGGAGAUGGGCGCCUAUGGGUACGAGGACCUGCAGCAGCGGGUGACGGCUCUGGAGGCCCGGCUGCAUGCCUGCGCCCAGAAGCUGGGCUGUGGGAAGCUGACCGGGGUCAGUAACCCCAUCACCAUCCGGGCCAUGGGGUCCCGCUUUGGCUCCUGGAUGACCGACACCAUGGCCCCCAGCACAGACAGCCGGGUCUGGUACAUGGAUGGCUACUACAAAGGCCGCCGGGUCCUGGAGUUCCGCACCCUGGGGGACUUCAUCAAAGGCCAGAACUUUAUCCAGCACCUGCUGCCCCAGCCAUGGGCGGGCACCGGCCACGUGGUCUACAACGGGUCCCUCUUCUAUAACAAAUACCAGAGUAACGUGGUAGUCAAGUACCACUUCCGCUCGCGGUCUGUGCUGGUGCAGAGGAGCCUUCCGGGCGCCGGCUACAACAACACCUUCCCUUACUCGUGGGGCGGCUUCUCCGACAUGGACUUCAUGGUGGACGAGAGCGGGCUCUGGGCCGUCUACACCACCAACCAGAAUGCGGGCAACAUUGUGGUCAGCCGGCUGGAUCCGCACACCCUGGAGGUGCUGCGCUCCUGGGACACCGGCUACCCCAAGCGCAGCGCCGGCGAGGCCUUCAUGAUCUGUGGCGUGCUCUAUGUGACCAACUCACACCUGGCGGGGGCCAAGGUCUACUUCGCCUACUUCACAAACACGUCCAGCUACGAGUACACGGACGUGCCCUUCCACAACCAGUAUUCCCACAUCUCCAUGCUGGAUUACAACCCCCGGGAGCGCGCCCUGUACACCUGGAACAACGGCCACCAGGUGCUCUACAACGUCACGCUCUUCCACGUCAUCAGUACCGCCGGGGACCCCUAGGUGCUGCUGCCGGCACUCCCCUCGCCACGUCUGUUGUGUCCACGCUCCCCUCUGCCUGGCAGUGCGCUCUCUUCUCCUUUCUUGGUCUCUGCUUUUGAUAC
Messenger RNA from Ochotona princeps (American pika), 1825 nucleotides. RefSeq names its product olfactomedin 2 (gene OLFM2). The transcript is spliced from 6 exons. The record is from RefSeq and is a predicted model, not a curated record. Lineage: Eukaryota; Metazoa; Chordata; Mammalia; Lagomorpha; Ochotonidae. The coding region runs from base 288 to 1724 and encodes 478 amino acids. Gene Ontology annotation, biological process: signal transduction.